Molecule: messenger RNA, 4040 nt
Organism: Haliotis rubra (blacklip abalone)
Lineage: Eukaryota; Metazoa; Mollusca; Gastropoda; Lepetellida; Haliotidae
Product: histone acetyltransferase KAT2A-like
Biological process (GO): chromatin remodeling; positive regulation of transcription by RNA polymerase II
Cellular component (GO): histone acetyltransferase complex; nucleus
Molecular function (GO): histone H3 acetyltransferase activity; protein binding
Source: RefSeq, a predicted model, not a curated record
AUGGCGUCCUCGGAGGACUGCACACUCGAUGAUGAUGGUUCUCAUCAUAAACAGACAUCAGUACAGGGAACAACUGCUGAAAUGAGCCGACCAAACAACUUCCAAAGAAUUGCUCAGAAGAAAUUGCUCGUCAAAAGUUUCCCACGCAACAAAAAACUCGAGAAAUUAGCAGUUUAUUCAUCGUGCAAAUCAGAGAACUGCAAGUGCAAUGGUUGGAAGAAUCCAAAUCCUCCUCCAACGCCUCCUCGUGUGGAUGUAUCACAACCACUUGCCAGCCUCACAGACCCUUGUCGCAGCUGUAACCAUGCCCUGGGUGCCCAUGUAUCACAUCUCGAAAACACAGCGGAGGAGGAACUGAAUCGCCUGCUGCGUAUCGUGGUGGAUGUGGAAAACCUGUUUAUGUGUGUACACAAGGAAGAAGAUGCAGAAACAAAACAAGUGUACUUCUAUCUCUUUAAGCUUCUGCGGAAAUGUAUCCUGAACAUGAGCAACCCCACAAUAGAGGGGCCCUUAGGAAAUCCUCCAUUUGAAAAACCAAGUAUUGCAAAGGGUGUUACUAACUUUGUGGUGUACAAGUUUGGCCACCUUGCUCAAAAGGAAUGGCAGACAAUGUAUGAUCUGGCCAAAAUGUUUUUGCACUGUCUGAAUCACUGGAAGUUAGAGACGCCAGCUAGUCGGGCUCAGCAUGCUGGGACUGAGGACAUGAAUGCCUACAAGGUCAACUACACAAGGUGGCUGUGCUACUGCCAUGUACCAGCGUUCUGCGACAGUCUGCCAAGGUAUGAGACUACUCUGAUCUUCGGUCGCACUCUGCUGAGGUCUGUCUUCCAAACCAUGAGGAGACAACUCCUGGACAAGUUCCGAGCUGAGAAAGACAAAAUGCCCCCUGACAAAAAGACUCUCGUUCUCACCCAUUUCCCCAGGUUUCUGUCUAUGCUUGAGGAGGAAGUGUAUGGCUCCAUCCCGAUAUGGGAUCCAGACUUCUCCCAGAACCCAGCUAACAUCCCAAUAUCUCCAACACCGCUACCAACAACACCAUCCUCAGCACCAGGGGUCAGUGGCUACAACCGUUUCACAACCGGCACCAACUCCACUGGCCCGGGGCCUGAAGGCUUCACAUCCAUCAACAUCACACCAGGUCUCAUCACACCAAGAAGGCCCUCCAAAACUGAACCAGGUCAAACAGGGGAGAAGAGGAAACAUGAGGAUAGUCUGCUGGCAGACGAACUGAAGAGGAAGAAGAUUGAAGGCGAUGUCGCAUCAGACACAGUCGCUGAAAUACUGGCCACCAUUACAGAUCCUGCUCAGAUGGUUGGACCUGAUCCAACUCUGUUCCCAACCCACACGGCCCGGGACGAGGCAGCACGACAGGAGGAGAACAAGGGGGUGAUCAACUUCCAUGUCAUUGGCAACUCUCUCAGCCAGAAGCCCACUAAACAGAUCUACAUGUGGCUGAUUGGUCUACAGAACGUCUUCUCACACCAGCUGCCUAGGAUGCCCAAGGAGUACAUCACGAGACUUGUGUUUGAUCCGAAACACAAAUGUUUAUCUCUGAUAAAAGACAAGCGAGUCAUAGGUGGGAUCUGCUUCCGGAUGUUUCCUACCCAGGGGUUCACAGAGAUUGUAUUCUGUGCUGUGACAUCUAAUGAACAGGUCAAGGGUUAUGGAACACAUCUGAUGAACCAUCUGAAGGACUACCACAUCAAACACAACAUCUGUCACUUCCUCACAUUCGCUGAUGAGUAUGCCAUAGGAUACUUCAAGAAACAGGGCUUCUCUAAAGAAAUCAAACUACCAAAGUCAGCGUACUUGGGAUACAUCAAGGACUACGAGGGGGCCACCCUGAUGGGAUGUGAACUCAACCCCCGGAUCAAGUACACCGAGUUCUCCCAGGUUAUCAGGAAACAGAAAGAGAUCAUCAAGCAGAUUGUGGAGAAGAAGCAGGAGCAGCUGAGGAAGAUCUACACUGGUCUCUCCUGCUUCAAGGACGGAGUGCGGCAGAUCCCCAUCGAGAGCAUCCCUGGGCUCCACGAGUCUGGCUGGAAGCCAACCUUCAGCCCAGAGAAGGAGAAGGAGAAAUGUAAAGACAAUGCCCUUGACCCUGACCAGUUGUACAAUGCCUUCAAGACUGUUUUACAGCAAAUCAAGAACCAUGGCUCAGCCUGGCCAUUCCAGAGGCCAGUGGACAAGUCCGAAGCUCCUGAUUAUUACGAUCAUAUCAAAUUUCCUAUGGAUCUGAAGACCAUGUCCGACAGAUUAAAGAACAGAUACUAUUGUCACAAGAAACUAUUCAUUGCUGACAUGACCCGUAUAUUUACAAACUGUAGAGCAUACAAUGAACCAGACACAGAGUAUUACAAGUGUGCUAAUUCAGUGGAAAAGUUCUUCACCAUCAAAAUGAAGGAAGCAGGUCUCAUGGAAAAAUGAAUGUUUCAUCGCUGGGAUUGCUCAUCAUUUGAUCUCACCUGACAAUACACAUCCCCUGGUGGACCUCCGCUGUCAGCAUGUGGUGACACGUACUGUGGGUGUGGACAUACCUGCUUAGCAAUACAGUCCAGCAAUACUGACCGAAGUCUGAUGAAGCUGUUGCCAAAAGUCAUAAGCUAACAUGCCAGUGUUGUAAAGCGUUAACAAAUUAAGGAUGAGAAUUUCAUGAAGUUUGUACUUUACCAGUGACUAAUCAAGUAUCUCUUACAUGAUGAGAUUAUCAGGAACUGCCAGUAAUCAGGGACAGGUAAUUUAUUAUUGGGUUGGUCAGAGGGAGGGUCACUCAAAAUAGGAGAGGGUCUGGAGAAAAAUAUAACUCAUGUUUGGGUUGGGUCAGAAAAAAUGGACAUAAAAAAUAAGGCACUUUUGUUUUGUUUUCAGAAAGGGUGAUUAAAAAAAUACACAAGAACAUGAUUGGGGAAUAUGAAAAGCAUUAGUGGAAGGAUAUUUCCAGUACAUUUGGGCAUCAAAAUCUUCUAGCUGACCCCUCUAUACUAAAUGAUGUGUCUGUUAUGUAAGUGUGUCAUAUGGCAUGCUUCUUAAUUAUCCUGUGUACAUGCAGUCCCAUAGAUUAUAUAUGACCAUCUUAGCCAAAAACCUUCUUCUCCAUGUUUGUAUGGGGCAUGAUGUCCUUUGGGUACUCUUUUAUGCAGUUGGUCAGUUUUCCUACAUCAGAGCACCAUGUACCUUUGUCAUGUGGUGUGGAAUGGACCAGAGUAUGUGGUGAGCCAGAAUGUCUUGUCAUUGUUAAGUAGCAGUUUGAGGGGUGGUGGAGUAGCUGAUGCUUUGGCUUGGUAUGCUGAAGAUCUGAGUUCGAUCCCACACAAUAUCAGAAGGUGGUGUGCAAUCCCUGUUGAUGUAUGACUAGAAGCAAUAUAUCACUCACUGCCUUGCAGUUGAUGAGGAUCUUUCUCCUGAGAAAUUGCCAUUGCUUGAAGGAGAUCGUAACUACCAUAAUUCCAAAAGUGACUUACGACAGUCAGUCUAUGAUCAUUUCGUGGAAUGAAACCCAAGUCAUCCCACACCAUGCAAUCUUAGGUUUCUUCAGCAGUUCCCUGGGCACAUUUAUACAUUUGUCUGAUCUGUGUGUAAACAUGUAAAACAUUUUCAUUUGCAAAGAAUUUGUUAUUACAUUUGGUGCAUUUAUGUUCCAAUCAGAGUUUUUGUCUCAGCUUAGUACCUGUGUAAUGGACAAGUUGUUCAUGGUUAUUCAGUAUGUGUAUGGACCAAGGCCAUUACACAAAGUGAUCCUAGUGCUAAGAUGCUCAUAAUUCCAAUACUUUAACAAAGACUUACACCAGUCAAAGUCCUACGAUCGCACUAACAUCACUUUGUGGUAGUGGACCAGAAAGUGUGAUGUGCUCUGAGCCCCUACUAUGUGUCAGUGAAUGUGUGGCUGAUCAGAUGCUGUACGUGAUGGCAGGGUAUGGUCAACAGGUCAUCAUCAUCUCAUUAUUCACCUGUACAAACUCCAUCAACCAGUCGUCUAUUUAUGUGUUGUUUAUAUGUAAAUAAGUACAGUAUACAAACAAUAAACAAUAUAAGAUGCACAA